Messenger RNA from Pseudomyrmex gracilis, 405 nucleotides. RefSeq lists its product as uncharacterized. The transcript has a single exon. Gene Ontology annotation, molecular function: nucleic acid binding. Lineage: Eukaryota; Metazoa; Arthropoda; Insecta; Hymenoptera; Formicidae. The record is from RefSeq and is a predicted model, not a curated record. The coding region runs from base 1 to 405 and encodes 134 amino acids.
AUGAUAAAAGAGUUUCUCCUACCCGAAUUGCGACAAAGGAGGAAAUUGAAAUCUACAUGGUUUCAACAAGAUGGAGCCACAUGCCAUACUGCUAACGAGACGAUGACGUUGUUGCGAAAACAUUUUGGAAAUCGGAUAAUUUCGCACAACAGUGAAAUCAGCUGGCCACCGCGCUCGCCAGAUUUAGCGUGUUGCGAUUUUUUUCUUUGGGGUUUCCUGAAGUCCAAAGUGUACGUCAAUAAGCCUAGAGACUUGGAACACCUUCUAGCCAACAUUCAGCGUGAAAUUCGAGCAAUCACCCCAGCCACUUGCCAGAAAGUGAUCGCCAACUUCAAAAAACGAUUGGAAAACUGUGUCAAAAAUAGGGGUGGUCAUCUGAGCGACAUAAUUUUUAAAACUAAGUAG